UAAAAUCAAAAUGAUAUUUUUUAAAACUCUUUACUUUUACAGUAAAUUCGCGCGGUUAUGCAAAUUGCAGAUUGACAUAAAGCGGCAUUAUACUGUGAUUUCGAUAAAAAAAAUCAAUUUUCUUCAUAAUUUACAAUUUGAAUCAAACUUAACUAUUUCACACAUUGUAAUAAUUUAUAGAUUGUACUAAUUUGAAUUAGACGAACGGGAACCGAAAGAGUAAUUCAAUAACACGAUUUCAAGUCAAUUCCCGAUUUGGAAGAUUGCAAGGAGAGUCGCAGCUUUCGUGAUUUUAAUUUUAAUUUACAUCGAUCUCUUUUUCUAUCCUCGUAAUCUUCACACAAUGAUCGCGAUCCACACCGGAAUGACUUACGAUCUAGAGCCGGCCCUGAUCCACGACGUGAUGAUCGUCGAGCGAUAUGGCUCUCGCGCGCGCACGGAUCCGCGACGGGCGACGAUAAGAAACGGGCGAAGUGAUAAGUGGCGCGAUAACGGGCGGGUGAAAUAAAGAGUUAAAAGUAAGAAAAAGGAAGAAGGAGAUCCUGAUGAAUCUGAGCGCCAGUCAGUUUUGACAGCGAAUGUCGCGGCCGAUCACCGAACGACGCGUUUUCGUGUCUAUGAAAAAGCCACGCGAGCACGGAUACGGAUACGGACACGGACAGGUGCGUGUCGAUCGCGACGGGAAGAGGACCGAGAAUGCCGCUGUUCAAGCCGCGGGCCACGCCGAGAUCGCCGAUAACGGAGAAAGCUGCGAACGGCGUACAACAGCAGCAGCAACAGCAGCAGCAGCAGCAGUAUCAGCAACAGCAGUAUCGGAACCAUCAUCAUCACCAGGUCGGUGACAAUAAUCAUGACGGUGCGAGCAGUAACGGUACCGGUAAUCGGCCAAGCAAUAGCGCGGCACGAUCGACUAUUUCGCCAAUUGCCCCACCCGAGUACGACGAUGUGAUGAGAGGGUCCAGACCCCCGAAAUCGUCGCUGGUCUUCCACUGCCAACUGGCUCACGGCAGUCCCAUGGGUUUGAUAUCGGACUUCAGCAACGUCCGCGAGCUGUAUCAGAAGAUCGCUGAGUGCUACGACCUGCCCGCGGAAGAGAUUCUCUUCUGCACGCUAAAUACACACAAAGUGGAAAUGACAGAGCUGCUGGGUGGACAAAUCGGCGUGGGUGAUUUUAUAUUUGCGCACAAAAAAGGUCGACCGAAAGAGAUCGAAUUGGUGAAGACGGACGAUGCAUUGGGCCUGACAAUCACCGACAACGGCGCUGGUUACGCUUUUAUAAAGCGUAUAAAAGAAGGCUCCGUGAUCGACAGGAUAAAGGUGAUUGAGGUAGGCGACCAUAUCGAAAGGAUCAACUCGACCAGUCUUAUCGGCAGACGACAUUUCGAGGUAGCGAAAAUGCUCAAGGAGAUACCGAAAGGUUCGACGUUCACGUUGAGAUUGGUGGAACCUCAGAAAAAUGGCUUCGGCAGCAUUGGGCCACGCAGUGAUCUCAGGAAAGGAAAGAAAUCUGGUUAUGGGUCCGGCAAGGAGACCCUGAGAUUCAAGGCUGACGGCAGCGCGCAAAUCAUAGCAAAGGUCGACGAUGCUACCGCGAUAGGCGUCGAGAAGAUCAACACCAUCUUGGAGAGCUUUAUGGGGAUCUACGAUACGGAACUAGCCACGCAAAUCUGGGAGCUCGCCGAAGGCAAGUGCAACAGUAUAGACUUCGCCGAGGCGAUCGACAAUUCCGACUUGGAGGCUUUCGGCUUCACUGACGACUUCGUCAUCGAGUUAUGGGGUGCUGUGACAGAUGCCCGAGCUGGCCGACACCGAUGACGCGAGGAUCGAUGACGAUCAGUACCCCGAUAUGUUGAAAAGGGAGAAAGAAAGAAGGAGGUUGCUUGGAAAGAAACGCAACUUGAAUGUUUUGCGAGACAUUCUAAACUCGGUGAAAUAAUCGGUGAAUUCAUCGGUUUCCCGAUGAACAGUGCUUUUUCAAGUGGAAGAAGAUACACUGAUGUACCAGUCGCUCACUCGCAUGUUACCAUGAUUUUAGAUGUCUAAUUCUCGGAGCACGUUUCUCUUUGCUCCUUGAGACAUUCAAGAUUGCAAAUGUAUCGCGGGAAUCGAGAGUUUAGCAUUGAACGCGCGGCAGAAAUGUAGGCUGAUAUUCGCAAUACUCCACGUCGCUUUAGAAUUAUCGUAUAGUGCAUUGUGUCAUACGGCAAGCGCAAACUCGAAUUGCCAAGAAGAAGAAAUAACGAAGAGCUUUUGGGGAGAAUGUGCGCUAAGAGAAAAAAUUUUAGACCUUGUAUAACGCGACGAAGCUUCGGUAAAAGCAUGUUUGGUUUUAUACAUAUAAAUAAAUAGAAAAAUUAUAUAUCAUUUCAUUAUUAAAAUUUAUCAAUAUAUUAUUAAAGAAUAAACGAAAUAUUAUUAAAAUUGUUUAAAUAAAGUAUUAAUGAGUUUUAUUAAGUUACCGAAAUUUAUUUCAAUAAUAUAUAAAGUAUUUUCUUAGGCAUACUUUCUCUCUUUUUUCGUUGAAUUUUCUUCAUAGUCAAUAUGUUUUAGUUGUAUCGUUUAAUUGCAUAUAACUGUUAAAUAAUAUAUAGUCCCGUUUAAUUUUUAAACCAUUAUUUCCUGGAAUGUUUUUCUCUCCGUUUUUUUCCUGGUGUAGGCAUUAAAGACUUUGCAAUUCUCGAUGCAUACCUAAUUAGCUGAUAAGAGGGACGAUGACGAAUGUGUUUAUCGGGUUCCACGCGUCGUUUUGCAUGUUACAUAAUUACACAGUGCAGUAAUAAGGAUGUUACUAUGCUUGAGGUCGAUUUCGGUUUCCUCGAGGUCGCGAAACAACUCUAAACCGAUAUCGAUCUACGGCCACGCGGAAAACAAUUUAAUCUUAGUAUUAAUAUUAAUUACUCGAAAGGCUGCAUAAACAUGUUGAUUGAAUCGUCACAUUGGUAUCAAUAUCAUCGAUGUUAUUCUGUCGUGAGCAGAUUAAUAUUCAUUAACAACGGGUAUUCGAGAGACAUCUGUUAGACGAGUGAGAGGAACGCAUUAAUAUAUUUCGAUAUAUGUAAGCUCUCAAAAAAUUCAUGAUAUAUAAGAUUAAGUUGUCUAGUGUUAUUUAGCGUUGAUAAAUAAAAAAAAUCUUUGUAAUAAA
Odontomachus brunneus is the source of this 3142-nucleotide messenger RNA. It is a transcript of the gene kermit, whose product is annotated as PDZ domain-containing protein GIPC3. Gene Ontology annotation, molecular function: protein binding. Bases 697 to 1815 code for a protein of 372 amino acids. The record is from RefSeq and is a predicted model, not a curated record. The transcript has 6 exons. NCBI's taxonomy places the organism in Eukaryota, Metazoa, Arthropoda, Insecta, Hymenoptera, Formicidae.